CCUCAAUUGUCGACAAUCUUCUAAAGAAAAGUAUAGCAUGCCAAUUUUUAUCCUUUAUGGCAACCACCAUUUUUGACUUUGAAGUACAAGUCUUAACCAACAUUAUCGCAUUGAUCGAAUUCCCAAAACAAGAACCCUUUAAACCAAGAUUUUACAUCCUGCUUCUCCAUCAAUCAUGAAUCCUGUUUUUCACAGCUUUUCGUCGUCUCUGAAGAGCAUACCUACAGCAUCAUCAUGGUUCGAGGCCUAUGUAGCCCUCUCCACAUGUAUGAUGCUUUUGCAAACUGCGACCAAUCAAUUCAUACCGUUGAAUGUCCGAUCAUUCAUCAUCUCCAGAUUGAAGAGCUACUUCUUUGGCACUUUUGCUGAUAGCUCUUCUCGCAUCACCAUCACUGAGAUCUGGGAGAAUAUGGGUCGCAACGAACUCUAUGAUGCCGUCAAAGAAUACCUACCUUCCAAGAUCAGCCGCGCAAACAAGAACUUUAGAGUCGGCAAGUUGGGAGGAGGUAAUAAGAAGAUAGCAAUUGCAAUCGAAGGUGAAGAAUCUAUCGUUGAUGUCUUUGAAGACAUGAAGCUCACAUGGAGAUAUUUCCAUCAGAAAGAUCAGCAGCAGCAACAGCCGAUAAAUCCAUCAUCUCGUAAGCAAACGAUCCCGAGUCCUACUGAUCAAUCAGACGCAAGGCCCAAGUAUGUGCUGAGUUUUGAUGAAAAUCAUAGAGAGAAAGUCAUUGAUUCUUAUCUGCCUCAUAUCUUGAACAAAUACAAGGCCAUGAAAGAAGGGGAGAAGGUUUUGAAGCACUACACGAGGGCGAGUAGGUCAUGGGAAUCAUCCGAACUGGGGCAUCCAGCAACAUUCGACACGAUUGCCAUGGAACCCGAGUUGAAGAAGGCUAUUCUGGAUGACCUGGAUCGGUUCUUGAGGAGGAAGAGUUUUUACAAAAAGGUUGGGAAAGCUUGGAAGCGCGGCUAUCUGAUGUAUGGGCCUCCUGGAACUGGGAAAACCAGCCUCAUUGCAGCCAUGGCAAAUUACUUGAAGUUUGAUGUCUACGAUUUGGAGCUCAGCAAUGUUAACUGCAAUGCCGAUCUGAGGAUGUUGUUGCGUAAUACGUCUAAUCGUUCCAUUCUUGUGAUUGAGGACAUAGAUUGCACUAGAGAGGUCCGGGAUCGAUCCGAAAAAGAUGAUGGUCCUCUAAAACGCGAGUUUAAAAGGUUCAGUGAGUUCACACUCUCAGGUCUAUUAAACUCCAUAGAUGGUUUGUGGACAAGCAGCUCAGAGGAGCGAAUCAUUGUGUUUACUACCAAUCACAAAGACCAAAUAGAUCCGGCAUUGUUACGUCCGGGUAGAAUGGACAUGCACAUUAACUUGUCCUUCUGCACCGUUAAUGGGUUUCGAAUUUUAGUUUCCAAUUACCUUGACGUUCAAAGUCACCCACUCUUUGAACAAAUUGAACACUUGUUGGAGAAAGUACAGGUCACUCCUGCAGUAGUGGCAGAAGAAUUAAUGAAGGGUGAUGAUGCUGAUGUUGUUCUUACUGGACUUGUUAAUUUCCUCAAACAAAAGGAGAUGGAGGGCAAUGAAACGAAGGAUGUAGUCGAUGAAAAUGAAAUCCAACUCCGAAAAUCAAAGAAGAUGAAAAUUGAAGACGAAGACGAAGAUGAAGAUUUUUGAUGGCAAACAAAGAGUAGACUAGUAUGAAAGAGCUCAAAGAAGGGGGAGUAAAGAGAGCCCUAUAAUCUUACUAUGAUAUAUAUAACGAUGAAGUAAUUCUAGAACCUAGUUUAUCUUAAUGAAAUGAUGAAUUGAGCCUGAAUUAAUUUACUUGAAUGUAAUCCGAAAUAAUUCUUCAACAUCUACUGAUCACUAGAGGUGUACAAG
Corylus avellana is the source of this 1876-nucleotide messenger RNA. RefSeq names its product AAA-ATPase At3g50940. Lineage: Eukaryota; Viridiplantae; Streptophyta; Magnoliopsida; Fagales; Betulaceae. Gene Ontology annotation, molecular function: ATP binding; ATP hydrolysis activity. The record is from RefSeq and is a predicted model, not a curated record.